Dendroctonus ponderosae (mountain pine beetle) is the source of this 7794-nucleotide messenger RNA. It is a transcript of the gene Trpm, whose product is annotated as transient receptor potential cation channel trpm. Gene Ontology annotation, molecular function: monoatomic cation channel activity. Bases 753 to 5864 code for a protein of 1703 amino acids. The transcript is spliced from 31 exons. NCBI's taxonomy places the organism in Eukaryota, Metazoa, Arthropoda, Insecta, Coleoptera, Curculionidae. Gene Ontology annotation, cellular component: membrane. The record is from RefSeq and is a predicted model, not a curated record. Gene Ontology annotation, biological process: protein tetramerization; monoatomic cation transmembrane transport.
UUCGCUCUCAAUCAAAUCGGAAAAAUCGUAGGUUUUCUUCGAUUUAAGCACCAAAACUGAUCAAAUAUCGAUAGAUCAACGUUUCUGAAGCAUUUUAUGUUAAUUUCUCAAGCGGGAUGGCGAUUUUAAAGCGAAAAACGACUGAAUUUUUGGUAUAAUUUUGACGUUUACUGUCAGUGCGGGAUAGUGGCGGAGACAGACAGGGCCUGUUUGAAAUGCGGCCUUACCCGCAUUGAAAAGGCUUACUGGACUUUGAGGCAACAGAAAUGGGAAAGCUUUGGAUGACACUCUAAAAACUGGAGAUUUGGAGGUUGGAGAGGCUGGAGAAACAUCAAUUAGUUGUUUUGGCACUGGAUAUUUAAAAUCAAAAUUAGUGGAUUUUGGAAAAACUAGCAACAAGCACAAGUGUACAUACGUAUAUACAAGGGAUUCCAAAGGCGUGAAAUCUUUGUUACCUGCAACGAUUACAACUAUCUGGCAACGCUUAUGUGAUCCAGAUUGUCUGGAUUUUUGGCGAUCAUAGCCGAAGCAGAUUGUUGCGCCAACGAGCGUCCGCGAAUCCAUUCAGUGUGCACUGUUCUGUACCAGUGUUCUGUCAUGAAGUAUGUUCCAUGUGUUAAAGUGCGGAUCUCGUGUAUAAGUGUGGCGUAAAAGUUUCGUUUUUCUGUCGAAUGCCCAGAGGCACAACUACAAGGUGGUCUCUGAAACAAUGGUAGAAACAGUGCUGUCCAGUGAAAUCACGCGCAGCCAGCAUGAAGAAGUCAAAAUUGCACACGAAAACGCAGCAUUCAUAUCAGUAUCUGGAAAAGCCCAGAGCUAAACGUCGUCACGGGGUAUUCGAAUCAAUAGCCAAUUCCUUAAAGACAGUUUUGUGGCCGGCUGUAAACGAAUUUAGUGCAGCUCCCGCGAGAAGUUGGAUCGAGGCAACUUUCCACAAGAGAGAAUGUUCCAAGUUCAAGCCGACAGCUAAAGACGAAUCAAAAUGUUGUUGUGGACGCACUUAUAUGCAGCACAAAUUUCUGGUCGAUACCAACUCGAUGCCAGCAGGGGAAAUUUGGUACCCGAGCAGAUGUACCGUGGCCAAUCCAACAGAUGCUUAUGGUACUUUGGAGUUCCAAGGUGGUCCUCACCCAUCCAAAGCCCAAUACAUCCGGGUGGCGCACGACACAAAGCCCGACCAUCUGAUGCAGCUGAUUACUCGCGAAUGGGGCCUGGAACUGCCCAAACUGCUGAUUUCGAUCCAAGGAGGAAAAGCCAACUUCGAGUUACAGCCAAAGCUAAAAAAGGUGCUGCGCAAAGGGCUUCUGAAAGCUGCAAGGUCCACUGGAGCCUGGAUUUUCACCGGAGGAACCAACACUGGUGUUACGAAACACGUAGGAGACGCUUUAUUGCUGGAAAGAUCUCAAAGAACCGGCAGAGUCAACACCCUGGGAAUCGCUCCAUGGGGAAUUGUGGAAAACAACCAAGAUCUUAUUGGGCACAACACCGAAGUGCCCUAUCAUUCAAUCUCGUCGCCCAGAUCCAAAAACGCAGCAUUAAACAACAGACACGCAUAUUUUCUACUGGUUGAUAAUGGCACCGUUGGAAAAUACGGGGCGGAAAUCAUAUUGAGGAGAAGAUUGGAAAAAUACAUAUCAAAGCAGCGAUUAUAUCCUUUCACCCAAAGUCCGAUUCCAAUAGUCUGUCUGGUCAUCGAAGGUGGCACCAACACCAUAAGAGCAGUUCUGGAAUACGUAACGGAUGAUCCUCCAGUACCCGUUGUGGUGUGUGAUGGUUCGGGUAGAGCGGCCGAUCUCAUAGCGUUUAUGUGCAAGUACGACAGUUCGAUGUUGAAAACUAUGAAAGAGUACAUCAUUGCGACCAUCCAAAGGGCGUUUGAAGUGGCAGCCGAGCUGGCUGAUGGCCUGUUCAGCGAGCUUAUGAUGUGUGUUGAAAAUAAGCACUUGAUUACGAUAUUUAGAAUAGCGGAUAAGUACGAUCAAAAACCACAGGAGCUGGACCAGAUUAUUCUGACGGCGCUGUUCAAGUCGCAGCACUUGUCGCCCACUGAGCAGCUCAGUUUGGCUCUAACCUGGAACAGAGCAGACAUUGCGCGCUCUGAAAUAUUUAUUUACGGUCAGGAAUGGCCACAUGGAGCGCUUGAGGAUGCCAUGAUGAAAGCUCUGGAGCACGACCGAUGCGACUUUGUGAAACUCCUGUUGGAGAACGGAGUUAGCAUGCGCAAAUUCUUGACAAUACCCCGACUAGAGAAUCUCUACAAUUCGAAGCAAGGGCCUAGCAAUACUCUGCGAUACAUUCUUAGGGACGUCCGGCCUCAUAUACCUACUGGAUAUGUUUACACUCUUCAUGAUAUUGGCUUGGUGAUUAACAAACUCAUGGGUGGUGCCUACAGGGCAUUUUACACCAGACGAAAAUUUCGGCCUAUAUAUGCAAAGGUGAUGAACAAGGGUCAGAACAUGACAAUGAAUGCUGCCUCUGCUAGGCAGUUUGGAGCCAUGAGUCUGCUGGCGGGGGCUCUGCCGUCAAACGCUAAUCCUUGUCUGUUCGACUACCCCUUCAACGAGCUCUUGAUUUGGGCUGUAUUGAUGAAGCGUCAUAAAAUGGCUCUAUUAAUGUGGCAGCACGGCGAAGAAGCGCUCGCUAAGGCGCUGGUCGCGUGCAAGUUGUACAAAGCAAUGGCUCACGAAGCAGCUGAAGAUGACAUGGAAACGGAAGUGUAUGAAGAACUGAGAUCGUAUGGGAAGGAAUUUGAAAACAUUGCGCUAGAAGUUCUGGACUAUUGCUAUCGGCAAGACGACGAUCAAACCCAACAGCUCCUAACGUGUGAAUUGCGAAAUUGGUCUGGACAAACGUGCCUCAGUUUGGCGGUGGCCGCAAAUCAUCGCGCCUUAUUGGCGCAUCCGUGUUCGCAAAUUAUAUUGGCCGAUUUGUGGAUGGGUGGACUGCGAACCAGAAAAAACACCAACAUAAAAGUGAUUAUGGGCCUGAUUUGUCCGCCGUAUAUUCUAAAGCUGGAAUUCAAGUCGAAGGAGGAGCUGCAGCUGAUGCCUCAAACUACCGAGGAGCAUUUGGAACUGGAAAACGACGACGAUGAUAAGUCAGAUUCUGAAAAAAAUCCAGAUGCCGAGAAGCGAACGAGAAGCUUGAGUAUAAGAAGCAAGACGCCAAAUCCGACUGGUGUUAAGGCUCUUCUUGCCGAAAACUUCCUGGCCAGAGAUGCGAUUAUCCAUGAAAAUGGAAAAAUUCUCCAUGAUUAUGACAGCGAGAGCAAGUACCACAUGUUCUUCACCGACACUUACUCCGAUAAAAUGCCAAAGCAGCGGGAGUUGCGCAUCAAAAAGAAGUUGUACGAAUUCUUCACCGCACCGAUCACAAAGUUUUGGUCAAAUUCAAUUGCGUACCUGGCAUUUCUGUUCCUGUUCAGUUACACGAUCCUAGUAAAAAUGGGCGACAUGCCUUCAUGGCAAGAAUGGAUGUCGAUAGCUUUCAUAUGUUCGCUUGGCUGCGAGAAAAUCCGCGAGUUGUUCUCGUCUGAACCUGUGGGAGUCACUCAAAAGCUGGCCGUUUGGAGUUGGAACAUGUGGAAUCCGUGCGACAUGGGAGCCGUAGUUUUAUUUUUAAUCGGCGUCACUUUAAGGUUUCGCACGGACACAUUCCAAGAAGGGAGAGUUAUUUACUGUGUAAACAGCAUCUACUGGUACCUAAGAAUACUCAACAUUCUAAGCGUUAACAAGUAUUUAGGUCCCUUGGUAACGAUGAUGGGCAAAAUGGUGAAAAACAUGAUUUACUUCGUGGUGCUGUUGCUGAUUGUUCUAAUGAGUUUCGGAGUCUGUCGGCAGGCGCUCCUCAAUCCAGACGCUUCGCCGCACUGGACAAUUGCCAGAGAUGUUUUCAUGGAACCCUAUUUCAUGCUGUACGGUGAGGUGUAUGCAGACAAGAUUGAUCCAGAAUGCCUCGACGAGUCAUGCCCAUCUGGAAAAUGGAUUUCGCCAGUGAUCAUGUCUGUGUAUCUUUUAGUGGCCAACAUUCUCCUCAUUAAUCUGCUCAUUGCGGUGUUUAACAACAUAUUUAAUGAGGUGAACUCUAUAGCACACCAAGUAUGGAUGUUCCAAAGAUUUACUGUGGUGAUGGAAUAUGAGCAAAAGCCACUACUCCCACCCCCGUUCAUCGUCUUCUGCCACAUUUUUUUGCUAGUUAAAUACAUACGACGCAAAGUGGAAGGCAAAGAGGAGAGCUACGACAAUGGGCUGAAGUUGUUUCUGGACCCAGAUGAAAUGGAAAGGCUGUACGACUUUGAGGAAGACUGUGUAGAGGGCUACUUUGCUGAACAAGAGAACAAACUGCAACAGUCCACUGAGGAAAGAAUCAAAGUCACUACGGAGAGGAUUGAACACCUGACUCAGAAAGUUGAAGAUAUACACACGAAGGAAAAUGUGCAAACAACUGUGCUUCAAAACCUUGAAGUGCGUUGCCGCAAGUUUACCGAUCAACUCACCGACAUCACCAACGAAUUCGAUAUGCUCAAGCAACUCGUUAAUAGGCCGCCAUCCUUUAAUGUGAUUGCAUCUCAACCUGCCCUUGUUGCUCAAGAUUCACGGGAGAGAAGCGUCAGCGAAAAAUCGGACGUCUUCUCAGAGGACGAAUCCUCAGUCAUCGGCCAACUUCUAGCAAAAGUCCAGCCAAUUAAGCGGAAGACUAUAGUUCGAUCGCUGACGGAAGUGAGGCCUGAUGCGUACAUAUUUGAUAAUGGGCAGCACAUCGAGUACAGAUUCGCUGAAGACGAAGAUCAGCAAGGACGGCAUGAGCAGUUGGAUAACAUAUCGGUUGCAGGAAGCAGAUCAAAAUUAAAUCUUCUGCGCCAAAGGACCAAAAGCACCGAGUCCAAAACGUCUCUGGACAGCGACAGGAACUCUUUAGAAAUAUCGGCAGAUGACAUUGCGGCUCUAAGCUUAGAUAUUCUCAGAGCGCGGGCGACGCAGAAGCGAAGAGACAGUGACUCAGUGCGGCGAGGUUCUGAGAGUGGAACAGGGGAAGACACGUCAUCAGUCAGCAAAGCGCCGUUCGGAAGGCGGCAAUUUUCUCAAACGCAAUCCGAACCGGAAUCGUCCGAUUUGCCAGCUUCCGCAUCCGGUCCCAUUGCUCCGCAUCCGUUUGUUACAUUUAACGAGCCAAAAAUCAAGGUGAUUCCACCCAGCGGAAGAGGGAGUCUGCUGAUGCACAUGCACGCAGAAUAUGCGAGCAUUACGGAUGAGUUAGAGACUGUCUGUGGACUGCUCAGUCCGCCUAGAAGUCCUGGUCUGCUGAGUCCGCCUCGGCCAGAACAAUCGCCGCCAAGCGCCCGCAAGAGGAACCCAUCCGAAAUGUCCAACCCGGAGAUAGCGAUCAACUUCGAAAAGGAGCAUCUGCGUAGCGCCGAAGAGUGCGACUACAUGGUAAUGGAGAACUUGAUCCAGAGAAGGUACGAUGAAGAGAUGGAAGAACAUGAGCACGCGGAUGGUGCAGAAGACCUGGGGGAAGGGGGCAGCGGGCCCGGCGGAAAAGGGCCAGCGUUAUUAAGCGUGGUGACCGAAACCAGGGAUUUCAGAGUUAAUUCAUGGCCGGCCAGACAGCAGACGCUGAAAAGGUCGCAAGCUGUAGACAGCGAUCCAGUAUCAACGCACGGCUUAGGUUCUAGUCCUAGUUCGUCGACAGACCGGCAAGAUUCAACAGAAUCAAAAUCUAGUUCUGGCGUCUCUGGCGGUCCUCCGACAUUGAAACGGCCCUCGAUAAUCAUAGAUUCAAGCCAGUUACCUACAAUGCAACGUGAUGUUAAAAAGGCCGACUCGAAAACCAGCCUGCAUAUGCAGUCGGAAACUAUGUGCUAGAAUUCACUAAACUUGAAGAUUAUUUAAUUUUCAUACCAACUCAUUCACAUUUCCAUUUCUGAUUCCGAUUUUUUACACUUUAGAGCUUUCGACAAUGUCUUCCCCUAUCCGUUUUCGUUUUUGGUAAGGCGAAGAUCAACAUGUAUAUAUUUUUCGACAGCAUAUGAGAUGUGAGUUUCCAUACCAGAAGUUCAUUCUCCUAGUAUUUAGCCAGCACCUUCAUUCCUUCUAUCGUCUUUUCGAGACAAUAAUAAAUCACUUUCACAACUACGAAAUUUUUUGAAAUUGAAUAGGAAAGAACGUUUGCUGGGAAACUUUAUAAAAAUAUAUCUAGCAUGUGAUAUUUUCAAUAUUGUAAUUGAUGUUCUUACUUUGGUUUUUGCGUUUACAAUACUGCCAAGAAUCGGAUCGAUGAUUGUAAACCCCUGUACAUUAUCGUUUCUUUUACAGUUACCAGAUGUUCUGAGUAUGUUUAAUUGUUUUAUUGUUCACUUGAAUACGUCCAAAAGGCAUUUCCAUGUGUAUUGUUCAAUUUUAUAGCGUUGUAGUGCUCAAAUUUAGUGCUCAAAAUCUUAAUAGCAAUACUCGUUUGCGUUUAAUCAUUGGUAAAACUUUCAAGUGUGUAUAAAGAUACUAAUUGUGCGGAGUCUGUGUCUAAAUUGGUUUAUAGAAUGCCAUCACAUAUCGACUUUGGCCACAGCCGGACAAGGAAUUUGGAGAUACUUAUAGUACAAUAUGAAAUCAAAACCAUAAUUUGUGCAUUGGCACGAACUCAUAUCACAAAUACACAUAGUAUUUUUUGACAAAUACUUUUUAGUUAGCAGAGAGAGAAUAUUUGGAUUGUAGAAUACGAAAUAAGCCGGUCUAAGUAACAUCCGAUAUACGUGUUAAUUUGUAACUGAAUAAAACACAUUUUAAAAUAUCUAUGGAUUUGAUAUUUCAAGAGUACUUGUUACCAUUGUUAAGGUAAUCCAUAUCCUAAAUUUACCAAUAAAGUACCACUAGCGGUAGUUCAUUUCAGUCAGUUUGUUCCCCAAUACUCUCCAAUUUUCAAAUCCCAAAUUGGCAAAAAAUUAUUAUUCCUACAGCUGAGUUUAAUCAACACAAAUCAUAGAAAACCACUCAACAGUGCCAAAACAGAUUAGAAAGAAGAGGUGCGGCAAUAAGAAACAAAUAUAUUUCAAUCAUAGUUAGUACAAGACAUUACGCAAAAGUGAUCAUUGAAGAAAACGUAUGAGCAUUUGUAGUUUUAACUUAUUAUCUACUCUUAGAUAUAUGCAUCAUGAAUUGUACAAAAGUAUCUCACAAAAGCAUACAAAAAUACUUUGAGUCGGAAAGGACCAACGACUAGCAAUCUGAUCUUGGGGUUUAGAGAAGCAUCAGCCACGUGAAUGUAAAGAAUCGGAUUGAUGAUUGUAAACCCCUGUACAUUCUUGUUUCUUUUACAGUUACCAGAUGUUCUGAGCAUGUUUAAUUGUUUUAUUGUUCACUUGAAUACGUCUAAAAGCAUUUCCAUGUGUAUUGUUCAAUUUUAUAGCGUUGUAGUGCUCAAAUUUAGUGCUCAAAUUUAGUGCUCAAAAUCUUAAUAGCAAUACUCGUUUGCGUUUCAUCAUUGGUAAAACUUUCAAGUGUGUAUAAAGAUACUAAUUGUGCGGAGUCUGUGUCUAAAUUGGUUUAUAGAAUGCCAUCACAUAUCGACUUUGACCACAGCCGGACAAGGAAUUUGGAGAUACUUAUAGUACAAUAUGAAAUCAAAACCAUAAUGUGUGCAUUGGCACGAACUCAUAUCACAAAUACACAUAGUAUUUUUUGACAAAUACUUUUUAGUUAGCAGAGAGAAUAUUUGGAUUGUAGAAUACGAAAUAAUCCGGUCUAAGUAACAUCCGAUAUACGUGUUAAUUUGUAACUGAAUAAAACACAUUUUAAAAUA